Molecule: messenger RNA, 745 nt
Organism: Pogoniulus pusillus (Red-fronted tinkerbird)
Lineage: Eukaryota; Metazoa; Chordata; Aves; Piciformes; Lybiidae
Product: interferon-like
Exons: 1
Coding region: 1-681 (226 amino acids)
Biological process (GO): defense response
Cellular component (GO): extracellular region
Molecular function (GO): cytokine receptor binding
Source: RefSeq, a predicted model, not a curated record
AUGCCCGGCAGCACCCCAAGCACACCGCUCACCCGCACCACCAUCACCAGCAAGCCUCGCCAGGCUCCUGCCCAGCAACACCCACGCAGCGCCCACAGGCCCACCACGGCUGCACCCACAACCACACAGCCCUGCCUGCGGCACAGCACACCGGUGCUCCUGCUCCUCCUGACUGCUCUCGCAACUGCCCGCGCCUGCCGCCACCCGCAUGCCCGCGACGACGCGUUCCCCUGGGACAGCCUCCAGCUCCUCCAGACCAUGGCUCCCAGCCCGACACAGCCCUGCCAACUCCAGCAGGCGCCCACCCUUCCCAGCACCCUUCUCCACAACAGCCACCCACAGCAAGCCCCCACCAUCGCCCUCCGCAUCCUCCAGCACCUCUUCGCCAUCUUCAGCAGCCCCAGCAGCCCCCAACACUGGGAUGCCCGGGCACGGGAUGAGCUCCUCAACAACCUCCAGCACCACAUCCAGAGGUUCCAGCAAUGCCUGUCAGCCAACAGCAUGCUCUUCCAAGGCCGAGGGCCCCGCAACCUGCUGCUCAGCAUCAACAAGUACUUCACGAGCAUCCAGGAAUUCCUCUACACCCACAAACACAGCACCUGCGCCUGGGACCACGUCCGACUCCAAGCCCGCGCCUGCUUCCAGCAGCUCCACAACCUCACUCGUGCCACGCGCAAAUAGACCAACGACCUCAACUGCCCCCGCGGGGCCCACGCACCCCUACCCACGCCGCCGCCGCCGUUAC